Messenger RNA from Mycotypha africana, 990 nucleotides. RefSeq lists its product as uncharacterized. Gene Ontology annotation, cellular component: cytosolic large ribosomal subunit; ribosome. The record is from RefSeq and is a predicted model, not a curated record. The transcript has 3 exons. Bases 18 to 896 code for a protein of 292 amino acids. Lineage: Eukaryota; Fungi; Mucoromycota; Mucoromycetes; Mucorales; Mycotyphaceae. Gene Ontology annotation, biological process: ribosomal large subunit assembly; translation. Gene Ontology annotation, molecular function: structural constituent of ribosome; 5S rRNA binding.
CACAACAGCCAGUAGCAAUGCCUUUCGUCAAGCAGCAAAAGAACAAGGCUUACUUCAAGCGUUACCAAGUCAAGUACCGCAGAAGAAGAGAGGGUAAGACCGACUACUAUGCUCGUAAGAGACUUGUCGUUCAAGCCAAGAACAAGUACAACUCUCCCAAGUACAGAAUGGUCGUUCGUUUCACCAACAAGGACAUCAUUUGUCAAAUCGUUUAUGCUAAGCUCCAAGGUGAUUUCGUCCUUGCCGCUGCUUAUGCUCACGAACUUCCCCGUUACGGUAUCAAGGGUGGUUUGACCAAUUGGGCUGCCGCUUAUGCUACUGGUCUCCUUCUUGCUCGUCGUACCUUGGCCAAGCUCGGUCUUGCUGACAAGUACGAAGGUUUCGCUGAACCUGAUGGUACCGUUCAAAUGAUCGAAGCCGCUGAAGGUGCUCCCCGUCCCUUCAAGGCUUUCCUCGAUGUCGGUCUUGCUCGUACCUCCACUGGUGCUCGUGUCUUCGGUGCCAUGAAGGGUGCUUCCGAUGGUGGUAUCUACAUUCCCCACAGCGGCAACCGUUUCCCUGGUUUCGAUAUCGAAACCAAGACAAACGACGAUGAACUCCUCCGUAACUACAUCUACGGUAUUCACGUUGCUGAAUACAUGGAAUACCUCGAAGAAGAAGAUGAAGAACGUUACAAGAAGCAAUUCGCUACCUUCAUCAAGGAAGGUAUCACUUCUGACAUGAUCGAAGAUAUGUAUGCUGAAGCUCAUGCUGCUAUCCGUGAAAACCCUGCUCCUCAACUCACUGAAAAGAAGGGUAAGCCUGCCAAGCCCAACAAGAAGGGUCUCCGUCUUAACAAGAAGCAACGUCUUAACAGAAUUAAGGAAUCCAAGGCUAAGUUCGAAGCUGCUCAAUAAUUUGCUGUUUUUAGUAAAAGGAAAACAAACAACGUUUGUAUCGUUAUGUUUAAUUAAUAAAUCGUGAUAUCCGAUUUUUUGUUGUGGAUUAAAA